Dentiscutata erythropus is the source of this 149-nucleotide messenger RNA. NCBI's taxonomy places the organism in Eukaryota, Fungi, Glomeromycota, Glomeromycetes, Diversisporales, Gigasporaceae. The record is from the annotation of a GenBank genome assembly.
AUGUACCAGUAUAAUGAAAUACCAAAUGUGACUCAAUCAGCGAAUAACCAAAACAGCAUUAGUAAUAUAACUUCACCAGCAACGAUGAAAACAAACAGCAAUCCAACAACACGAUUAAAAAAAGAAGGCGUUAGUAAAGGAAAAAAAAG